AUGGGUGCUCAACCCUCAAUACCCCGGGAUACAUCCCGCAAAUUGGAGGUCAUAGACAUGGGCUAUGCACGAACUGCCACCAUGUCUUUCGCAAUGGCCUUUGAGGAAUUACUUGAUGGACCAGCGAUGCAUGGAGGCACACAGAUGUUCAACCGAGAGGAUGCAUACUGCAGGAAACUUAGCUUGCUGUAUAAAUACCGCCGCGAAGGAGAUCGGGUGAGACUGAUGAAAACGCUACAGGAGGUUAUUGGGGGCUUCGUUGGCUGUGCUGACUGCCCCAUGAUUCACUUUCUGCCUGAGCUCAUGGAGCUCUAUCCGGAUGCUAAAGUGGUUCUCGUCACGAGAGAUCGUGAAAGCUGGUGGAAGUCAUUCAGUGUAUUUGGGGAUGAGACGGCCAAAAGCGCGGUGGCGACUUUCUUCCUCCAGAUCCUCCUGUUUCCCAUACCUGGCGCUCGAUGGUUUCCUUCAAUAGUGAAGGGAUUCGAAGAAGAUUUGUGGAGAGUUCAUGGUCUUGAGUCACAGGAUGGGCUCUUCUUGGAGAAGCACAAUGCUUGGGUCAGGCAACAGGUGCCUAAAGAUAAACUCUUGGAAAUGGACCUGGCUGCUGGCUGGGAGCCACUUUGCAGGUUUCUUGGAAAGCCAGUCCCCACAAAACCAUUCCCUCGAGCAAACGAUAGGGAAGCUAGAGACAGAUUCAUGCGAUACAAAGUCGCCCAAGCAAGCGUAGCCUGGAUCGGCAUCUUGUCGACAGUAGCUUUUGCUGGGCACAGUGCAUGGAGGUUCUGGAGAAGAUAG
This is a messenger RNA of Neoarthrinium moseri, 795 nucleotides long. RefSeq lists its product as uncharacterized. Bases 1 to 795 code for a protein of 264 amino acids. The transcript is spliced from 3 exons. The record is from RefSeq and is a predicted model, not a curated record. NCBI's taxonomy places the organism in Eukaryota, Fungi, Ascomycota, Sordariomycetes, Amphisphaeriales, Apiosporaceae.